Molecule: messenger RNA, 2523 nt
Organism: Brassica rapa (field mustard)
Lineage: Eukaryota; Viridiplantae; Streptophyta; Magnoliopsida; Brassicales; Brassicaceae
Molecular function (GO): catalytic activity
Source: RefSeq, a predicted model, not a curated record
AUGCGGGGGUUCAACUUGCCGCACAAACACAGAGAGCUUCGCAGAUGGGUACAGGCGGAGAAGUUUAUGUUUGGAUGCUUGUUGGAAACUAGGGUACAACAAGGAAAUUUUGCUGAUUGUUUGGAAGCGGCUUUACCUGGUUGGGCAGCUAUGUCUAACUAUGAAUUCAAUCCUUUAGGGAGGGUCUGGUUCUGCUGGUCUGACAAGGUUGUGGUCACUAAGCUUCAUAGUAGUGCACAGGUCAUUACCUAUGCAAUUCAGAUUCCUGAGACGCAGGAGCAGUUCAUAUGUUCAGCGGUCUAUGCAUCAAACUGUGAAGUGGAAAGAAGACGGCUUUGGUGGGAACUUCGGGGAACUCAGGCCGCUUAUAGCCAUCUAGACAUGCCUUGGAUAGUGGCUGGUGAUUUUAAUGCGAUUCUUUCUUCUAGUGAACACUCCCGGAGAUGCUUAACAAGCUCUAGCCAGAUGGGAAUGACGCAGAUUCAGGAGGCGGUGGGGGAUUGCAAUCUAACUGAUCUUACGCAUUCAGGACUGAUAUUUACAUGGUGGAAUAAUCAGGAAGCUGAUCCUAUUGGCAAGAAACUGGAUCGGGCUCUCAUCAAUGGAUCAUGGCUUCGAAGUAUCCGCAAGCGUCUUGUCGAUUUGAGGCAGGGGGAUUUCAGAUCACGCAAGAUGUGUGACUUCCUCCCCACGGUGAAGAGAGUUUGGGACUCCACUCAACCUAUACAUCACUCCCGUACAGCUUUAAGUAGAUUCCAUGCUAAGUUAAAUCUCUUAAAGUAUGAUAUGCGGCUGCUUAAUAAGACACAUUAUGGGGAUCUUCCUGCGAGGACUAAACAAGCUCUUGAGGAGAUGUGUCGCUGCCAAAACUUGGUGCUGCAGGACCCGAGUCCGGAACUGAUAACCUAUAGAUGUUCGUCGGAGUCAGCUGCUGGUCUUAUAGCUCCAGUGUCUGAAAAGGAAAUCUUAUCUGCAUUGCAUGCUUUACCCAAUGAUAAGGUCUCGGGGCCUGAUGGAUUUACCAAGGAAUUUUUUAAUGCUGCUUGGGCAAUUGUUGGAAAGGAGUUUAUCAUUGCGGUGCAGUCUUUCUUUCUAUUUGGCUUCUUACCCACUGGCAUCAAUGCAACAAUUCUUUCCCUUAUACCUAAAUCGGUGGAAGCGAAGACCAUGAAGGACUACCGACCGAUUGCCUGUUGCAAUUUACUAUAUAAGGUCAUUUCUAAAGUCCUUGCUCGUCGGCUCAAGACAAUCCUGCCAGAGGCCAUAGAAGUUAAUCAGACAGCGUUUAUCAAGGGGCGCCUAUUGCUUGAAAAUGUCCUCCUUGCUUCAGAAUUGGUAAACGGGUACCAUAGGACCUCCAACUCCAACAGAUCAACAGUGAAGUUUGACAUCUCGAAAGCCUUUGAUACCGUCAAAUGGUCGUUUAUCACUUCUGUUUUGCAAGCUAUGGGCCUACCUCUGCAGUUUAUCCUCUGGAUUAAGGUUUGUAUUUCAUCGGCUGCUUUCUCUGUCUCCGUGAACGGCAGUCUGGAUGGUUUCUUUACAAGUGCUAGGGGUAUACGACAGGGAUGUUCUCUGUCACCAUACCUCUACGUUAUCUUGAAUAAUGUCCUCUCUAAGAUGUUAAACAAAGCUGCGGAAGAGCAUCAGUUUGGUUAUCAUCCCCAAUGUAAAGAAGUGAGACUCACUCAUCUAUGCUUCGCUGAUGACAUUCUAGUUUUCACUGAUGGUUCUGUUGGUUCGCUGAGAGGAGUUCUGAGGGUGAUGGAGCAGUUUGCAAAUAUCUCCGGUCUUCAUAUCAAUGCCUCAAAGUCAUCCAUAUUUGCCACAGGUCAGCACAUAAACCCUUUGCUAAGUGAAGCCGUGAGUUUGGGGAUAACAGUGGGAAGUUUACCAGUCAAGUACUUGGGUAUGCCGCUUACUACCAAAGCUUUAACAAAGCAAGACUACGAGCCAUUGAUAGACAAGAUGGGGAGACUCAUGGAUAUCAUGGGCGAUGUGGGUACGUACUACCUUGGGGUUGCGAGAACCGCUCGAGUUAGUGAAGCAGUUCUGGGUCAGCAAUGGAACAUCAGGGGUCACAGGAGUAGGCAUUACCAUGCACUUCAUGACCGUAUCCAGAAUGAAAGGGUACCACUUGAUGAACAUGGUAGAGACGUGGUGCUUUGGAAGCAUGCUGAGAACACAUAUAAACCGCACUUCUCUUCUAGUAGAACUUGGGAUCAGGAUCGACUAUCAACUGGAGUGCGUAUGAGGGCGUGGGGCAUACAUCAAGGUUGCUUGAUGUGUGGAGAAAGGGAUGAGUCGAGGGACCAUAUCUUUUUUGCUUGUCCCUUUACUUUCACUGUCUGGAAUAGACUUGCAGGUCGGCUGUGUGGGCGAAGGAUCAAUCCUGACUGGAGUCUUACUUUGCAAUUUGUUACCAGAAACACUCUUAGCAGCUUGGACAAGAUACUAGUCCAAAUGCUGUUUCAGACAUGCAUCUAUUACAUGUGGAAGGAGAGGAACGAUCGUAGACAUUAG